Papilio xuthus (Asian swallowtail) is the source of this 695-nucleotide messenger RNA. It is a transcript of the gene mRpL18, whose product is annotated as mitochondrial ribosomal protein L18. Gene Ontology annotation, cellular component: ribosome; mitochondrion. The coding region runs from base 89 to 604 and encodes 171 amino acids. The record is from RefSeq and is a predicted model, not a curated record. Gene Ontology annotation, molecular function: 5S rRNA binding; structural constituent of ribosome. The transcript has 2 exons. Gene Ontology annotation, biological process: translation. Lineage: Eukaryota; Metazoa; Arthropoda; Insecta; Lepidoptera; Papilionidae.
UAUACUCUUUGAACAAAACAACAUAACCUUACAAUUUUUGUUUAGUUUUAUUUUUAGAAAUCGUCUUAGCAAUUUAAAUGCUAUUAAAAUGUUUUCAUCGAAGAACCAUAGUAUUUUAAGCCAACUUGUUAGAUUUUCAUCUUCGAAUCCAGAAUUUGUAAACAGAAAUCCAAGGAAUCUGGAAAAACUCCGCAUAGCCCGUAAACCCGAUGGUUACCAUUUAGAAAAACCUGGACGUAAAUAUUGGCACAAGUUAGUAUUGACAAGGAGCAACAGGACAGUUACAGCACAAGUUAUUCACUUUGUGAAUGGGCCUGUUGUUGAAGCUAGGACCUCUGAAUGGGCCUUAAAGAAACAACUAUACAGCAUCACAGACACAUCUGCAUACUUCAAUUUAGGCAGAGUUUUUGCUCAAAGAUGUUUGGAAUCGGGCAUCAGUGAAAUGUAUUGUGAUAUAAAACCUGUCAAAGGAGGAAAAGUUGAAAAGUUUUUGAAUGAAGUAAUUCAUGGUGGUGUUAAACUGGAGGAGCCACAUGUGUACAAGAAACCUAAUCCUUGGGAUAUGCACAGACCAGAAAAACCAUGGGAAGUUGUCGAGGAAUAAAUAGACAUAAACCCAUUUCUGUUUAUUUUAGUUUUACAAUAAAUUCUAUGUAGUAAAAUAAAACCUUUUGACAUUAUUACCACAUAAGAAA